Molecule: messenger RNA, 891 nt
Organism: Kockovaella imperatae
Lineage: Eukaryota; Fungi; Basidiomycota; Tremellomycetes; Tremellales; Cuniculitremaceae
Exons: 4
Coding region: 118-774 (218 amino acids)
Source: RefSeq, a predicted model, not a curated record
ACCACGUUGCCGCAUAGCGAGACUGCCGUGACAUGGGCACAGGAGCACGUAGAGGUAAUCGUCGGGGUAGCCUUCGCCUGGUUCAUCCUUGUUGUCCUACUAUUCUCAGGCGUCUACAUGAUCAAAAGGCGGCGCCGAUCCCGGAGAUCUGACCUCGAGAAGAACCGACUGGUCAUUCGUCCCAUCAGCACCAUCUCAUCUAGCUCUUCGUUUGCGUCCCCAAACCCUAUCGCCUGGAUUCGACCUCUUCCGCCAAUCCGAGCAAGUGUUGAUGAAAAGGGUUCUACCAAUCUUCGAUUAUCAUUAUCCUCAGGAUCAAGCUACGAUUCGCUGCAGUCUGAAACUUUGCUCAAUCCUUCUCUACCAUUUGGUCAAGGGCAUCAUCCAACGAGCAUCGGCAAAGCCACCAGGAUAAGCCAAUUACGAUUGGCGCGAGGGACAUUCGCGUCCUUAAUUCCUAGUCAGCCGACUCCAUCACCUCUACGAGCCAUAGCGUCUCCCCAGAUCUCAGGUGAAGGGACGCUUCGACGUAUCUCCAUGAGUCUAGGGUGGGAAAGACGACAGCGACUGGACCGACCUCCACCUCAGAGGCCUCCAAGUCAUGUUGAUCUGGAUCUCCCUCCGCCAUUGCCCCUCCUUUCUUCGCCCGACUCUUGGGACAGACCCCGUGCUAGCUUCGGACCCAGUCACAGUCCUCGAUCGGAUAUCGUAGCAGAAUUCACUAUCAGUCCCUUUGGCGAAUUCAUGGAUUUGCCAUACAGCGCGAGGGGGUAGCAUGCGAACGUUACACUGAGGAUCCCUUAAAUUGCCAUUACUAGCAUCUAACCCCUCUGUCACACGUGAUGAGUCGGACGUACCCAUCUUUCAUGUAGCCAUUCGAUGCAUGUACCG